This is a messenger RNA of Monopterus albus (swamp eel), 829 nucleotides long. RefSeq names its product protein S100-A13. Gene Ontology annotation, molecular function: calcium ion binding; calcium-dependent protein binding. Bases 242 to 517 code for a protein of 91 amino acids. NCBI's taxonomy places the organism in Eukaryota, Metazoa, Chordata, Actinopteri, Synbranchiformes, Synbranchidae. The record is from RefSeq and is a predicted model, not a curated record. Gene Ontology annotation, cellular component: perinuclear region of cytoplasm. The transcript is spliced from 3 exons.
UAAGAAAACGCUGCUUAAAGCUGCUGUGUUGCUCAAGCUGCGCCUCUCUCCACAUUCCUCCUCUCCCAGGCACACGCCCUAUGACAAUGAAAAAAAAGUUGGCUGCAGUGAAAAGUUAAAUCACGGAAAAGAUAUGCGUUACUGGUUAAUCUAGCCCACGACUGAAGAGGAGGAUCUUCGAGAAAGAAAGGAGAGUAGUUGCUGAAAUAGUUUGUUGCCCUUUCUUCCCUGUCCUAACGAUAUGGAGGCAGCCAUUAAGACAAUAGUGACCACAUUUCUAAGUUCUGCCAGAGGGAAGGAGAACCUAGAUUCCAAAGCCUUCCAGAAUCUGGUAAAGAAAAACCUGAGUGGCAUCAUGGAGGAUACAAACAGCUCCUCAGCCAUUAAGGAGAUGCAAAAAGGACUGGAUGAGAACAGCGAUGGAAAGGUCAGCUUCCCGGAAUACCUCACUCUGAUUGGCUAUGUGGCCAACACCUUCAGUCAGAGCAAGAGUGGAUGCAAUGCAGAUGCAUCAUAGAUGUUUGUGAAGCUGCAAUGUUUGAGGGAUCAGAAAUGUAUCAUCUUUUUUCCUAGUAUCAUCUCUCAUUUCUAAGUGUUCCAUCAUGUAUCCAUUUCAUCUUGACAGUCCAUAAUCCUUCUCAUCCUUCUGCACAAUCAACAAACUGUAUGAUACCCUGAACUACACCUUUAAGGUGUGUUUAUGUUAACCCUUUUUCUGUCAUAUUGUGCUCCACUAUCAAGGAUACAGUGAAGGACUCUGAACUGGACAUGCCUUUUUUAUACCAAUAAUACAAAAAGUGCAGUUUUCAAAAUAAAACUUUAUAGUAUA